This is a messenger RNA of Ceraceosorus bombacis, 4003 nucleotides long. NCBI's taxonomy places the organism in Eukaryota, Fungi, Basidiomycota, Exobasidiomycetes, Ceraceosorales, Ceraceosoraceae. The record is from the annotation of a GenBank genome assembly.
AUGGCAGGAGGCAAGGAGGAGGUAGGUACUCUGAGCGAGAUCGUCCUUAUUGUCGGGACAGGUACGAUGACGAUCACAAACAUCGGCGGGAAGGGAGUAGACGUCAUCGCUCCAGGUCCAGGUCCAGGUCCAGGUCUCGCGAUCGCGAUCGCAAUGGGCAUCACGAGGGCACAAGUGCAGAGAGCAGGAGAAGAAAGCGGUACGAGGAAGACGCAGUUGUCGAAGAAUACAGAAGUUCUAGAAGAAGACACGAAUCUGGUAGAAGGUCUCGAUCGCCCCAACAUCAUAGACGCGAUGAUGGCUCGUACAACUCUCGCGGGUAUUCCUCUAGGGAUGAUAGAUCUCGAGAGCAUCGAAUAGACGAUCACAGGAGACGAGAGAGGAGCUCGGACUCGCACGCUUCGGAAAGGAAAAGGGAGGCAGGUGGUGGGCGAGAUGAUGCGCCCAAAUCGUCUUCUAGGCGGUGGGAUGUCGAUUCCGCAUCUCCUACUAGGAAACAUGCGUCAAUAGGUGCGAGCACCACCUCGGCAGCAGCAGCCGGAGCAAGUCUUCCUCAGCGUCCCGCUUUCCCCAGCCUUCAUCCUACAGCAGCUGCAGGAUCCCACGCUUCACCAGGGCAGAGUGGCACCGCCAGUCCUUCCGGUUCCAGCUCACCAUUCCCUGCUAGCACUGCUGCUGGAAAGGGAGCCUCUACAUCCGCGGCUGCUGCGCCGACCACGGCACUCAGCGAUGACAAGCAGAGGAAGAAGGAGCGCUUGGAAGCUUGGAGGAAAGCAAAGGAAGCCGAGAAAGCCGUCGAAGAGGCGAAAGCUAAGGCUGCUGAGGUUGCUGCUAAUUUUGCAACGAAAACGCCAAGUUAGUGGGAUCAUGUAGCUCGCUUGUGUAGAUGUGACGAGGCUGACGCAGUUCAAUGACCUGAUCCGCCGUCCGCCCAGCUACUCUGAAGCUGUCUGCUGGGGCCACUAGUAUCAACACGAGCGGACUCAAGGCCAGUGCGGCAGUCGACCUGGGUGCGGGCAAGCGCGGUGCUGCAUCUGUCAUGGACGAUAUGAGCGAGCAACCAGCCAAGCGUGAUUUAAAAAAGCUGAACUUGCCACCCAUCGACCCGUUGUUGAAGCCAGGGGCGGGCGGUAAGGUUGGCGCUGGCUCUGAUCUCGAAGAUGAGGGCGAUGAAGAAGAGGAAGAGGCAGCGGAGCAGAGUGGAGGUGCUGCUGCCAUGCAGAUCGAUUCCCGUCCACCUGCAGCAGAAGACGAAGAGGAUGACCCGCUCGAUGCAUUUAUGGCCGGCGUCAAGGACGAAGUCAAAGAGGUCGACGCGGCGGACCAAAAACGUUUGGGUAUCUCUGGUGGCAAACAGAAACGCCGAGGUCUGGCAGAGGUGGUUGGCGACGACGACGGAAUGGCGGCAGGUGUCGGCAACGAGGAUCCAAGCGCAAAUGCUCAAGCUACCGACGAGUUGGGAGAAGCGAAUGCGGAAGAAAUCAUGGCUCUUGCUGCGGCCAAGAUCAAGAAGAAGGAGAUGCCGGCGGUGGAUCACGCGAAGAUGCAGUACGAACCUUUUCGCAAAGCAUUCUAUCACCCUCCUUCUGAGAUCGAGGAGAUGACAGAGGAUGACGCGGAGAGGCUGCGGAUGGAGCUGGACGCCAUCAAAGUUCGAGGCAAGGAUUGCCCCAAGCCUUUGACCAAGUGGAGCCAUUGCGGUCUGCCUGCUAGAUGCUUGGACAUUAUCAAGAAAUUGGGCUGGAAAGGACCUACGCCUAUUCAAGCUCAGGCUAUACCCGCAAUCAUGUCUGGCAGAGACGUCAUUGGAGUUGCCAAGACUGGAUCGGGAAAGACGAUGGCGUUUUUGCUGCCCAUGUUCCGGCACAUCAAAGACCAGCGGCCCGUCGAGUCGCUCGAAGGCCCCAUCGGUCUGAUCAUGACGCCCACCAGAGAGCUAGCAGUGCAAAUCUUUCGCGAAUCCAAGCCUUUUCUCAACGCGAUCGGAUUGCGCGGCGUUUGCGUGUAUGGCGGAGCGCCCAUCUCGGAGCAGAUCGCAGAGAUGAAAAGGACUGCCCAGAUCGUCGUUGCCACCCCGGGCCGCAUGAUCGAUCUGCUCACCGCCAAUUCUGGAAGAGUGACGAACCUGCGAAGGGUGACGUAUUUGGUGUUGGACGAAGCGGACAGAAUGUUCGACAUGGGUUUCGAACCUCAGGUCAUGAAGAUUGUCAACAAUGUGCGACCCGAUAGACAAACCGUACUCUUUUCCGCCACUUUUCCCAAACAGAUGGAAAGCCUGGCGCGAAAAGUGCUCAAGAACAAACCGGUGGAAGUGACGGUGGGAGGAAGGUCCGUCGUCGCGCCAGAGAUUGAACAGAUCAUCGAGGUCAGAUCGGACGAGAGCAAGUUCAAUAGACUGCUUGAAAUCCUUGGACAAACUUACAACGUGGAUUCGGAGGCUAGGACGUUGAUCUUUGUGGAGAGGCAAGAGUCGGCAGAUGACCUGCUCAGGGACCUGAUGCGCAAGGGCUACGUCACCAUGUCUCUGCAUGGAGGCAAGGACCAAGUGGAUAGAGAUGCUACUAUUAGCGACUUUAAAGCCGGCAUUGUUCCCAUCGUCACGGCCACCUCUGUCGCAGCGCGAGGAUUGGACGUGAAGCAGUUGAAGCUCGUCAUCAACUACGAUGUGCCCAAUCAUAUGGAAGAUUACGUUCACAGAGCGGGACGAACUGGAAGAGCGGGCAACAAAGGAACCUGCGUCACCUUUAUCACUCCUCAGCAGGAUAGAUACGCCAGGGAUAUCAUCGCUGCUCUCAAAGCUAGCUCUGUAGCUGUUCCUGAAGAGCUGCAGCAGCUAGCAGAUGCAUUCAAGGACAAGGUGGCUGCGGGCAAAGCACACGCAGCAGGUUCGGGUUUCGGAGGUAAAGGUUUGGAUCGUUUGGAAAAUGAUCGAGAAAGACUACUGCAAGCUCAAAGGUCGACUUAUGGCGAGGGAGAAGCUCCGUCGAACACGAACACCGAUCAAAACGGACAAGGGACCAAUGCUGCUGCUGUGGAUGAUAUCAAGGUUCAACGCGGACCUCCCAUAUCGGAAGAGGAGCAGCGCAUCAAUGACAUGCACAUCGAAGUCAAGCGGGGCGCAGUGGACGAGUCGCUGAAAGAGAACAAGGUCAAAGCUCCUUCCAUCGACGUUGAGAAAUCCAAUGCUGCAGCAGCGGCAGCGGCAGCUACUGCAGCUGCCAAUCAACCCAAAAUCGCAGGCGCAAAUGCUACGAAAUUGGCGCAAGCACUCGCGCAGAUCAAUGCGGCUGCUGAAGCGCGCAAACAGGCAGAAGCGGAACAGAGGAAGAUGGAACGCAAACCGAAAGAUCCCGACGCUACGGAAUUCCACGCCGUCGUACCCAUCAAUGAUUUCCCGCAGAAAGCGAGGUGGAGCGUCACGGUGAGUAAGGGGAGGGGCCUUAAAGCUUUGCGCGAUUUUUGCAUUCUCAUGAGGACUGAGAGAGAGAGUGAAGAGUUGGUGUGCAGCACGAUGUUCCGAUUGUGCUGAAGCGCGCCGUUUUCGCUUGCCCCCUUUGCAUUCGUGGAUACAGAACAAGGAGACGGUCUCCAGGCUUAUCGAAGUCACCGGCGCUUCCGUCACGCUGCGAGGGCAGUACUACGAAAAGGGAGAACCGUCGGCGGGCGAACCUCCCAAAUUGCAGCUGCUCAUCGAAUCGAACGAUGAAGAUCGGGUAAGUGUCAUAGACAUUCGGCUUCAUUUCUUUAUCCCUUUUUUUAGGGGCGGCCAAAAUCUUCUAGCCUCAGCAAGGGCCAUUGCAACAAGCCUUCUCAUAGCCUCGCCCCGCCCGCUGACCCCCCUUUUGUUUCUUCUUUCUUUGUUCAUCUAUGGGCGAAUUUCCCGAAACAGGUCGAGAGAGCCGUCAGGGCUAUCAAGGAGCUGCUGCUCGAGAGCGCGCAAGCCGCUCUGGAGCACGAACAGAGGAAUCCGGCAGGUCAACAAGGUCGCUACCAAGUGCUUUGA